AUGCUUAUAAUAAAAAUGAGCGAAAACCUUGAUAUUGUGAUUGACUUGUGGAACCAGCAUUAUCAAGAACUUGCAGCAGCAUUUCGCUUGAAAAUUGAAAGGACUCAGCGGAAAGAACUAGGACAGUAUCGGCUGCUUUAUAAUGAUGAAGCACCUCAUACUCCAAGCCCAAUAACAGGGACAGCCUUUAGUAAUUUUGAAGACACAGCUGAAUUUUUUAACACCCAGGACACCAACACGGUGCUUUGUUGGAUUGAUUUUGAUAAUGAAGAAAUUAUGAAAGAAAAGCCAUCAGAAGAGUCAAAAGAAAUUUGUGACGAAGAGGUUGAAGAUUCUUUGCAUCCUCUUUUUAUCAAUCCAGUGCCUUGGACGACUGGACAUGUUUAUUUGUCGCUAUUCCCUGAUGAGCAUUUGCCUCAAGCGAUAAGUACUGAGCUGUUGACAUUAGCUUUAAAUAAUCUGCAAUAGAAUAAAGCAUAAACUACUAAUAAAAAAUUAUUAUUAAUUUAUAUAAAAAAAAAAGGCUCAAAAAGCCUAUUAUUAUCUUAUAAUUUUUUUUCAGUUUACUAAAAUUCAGAAUACUUUCCGUUUAUUUAGAGGUACAUCGAUGAGAUUGGGGUAUGACUCAUUAGGAGCAAACACUGACACUAAUCAUCUGCAUUUUGAUGUUAUUUUCUUAAAUGAAAUUGGGCUGAGCCAAUUUCCAAUUGAAAAAUCCCCGAAGACUUUGCUAUUAGAGUCUACAUUACAGCAUAAAGAUGUGGAUGAAAUUAACAUGUUUACUGUAGGAGUCAGACUUUUCCAAGUAGAGUAUCCAGCAAAGUGCCUUGUAAUCACACCUAAUCAGGAAGUAAGCGAUGCUGCAGUUUCAGAGGCAAGUGAAUCAAUUGGAAAUGUAGCUGGGAUGGUAGUGAAUUAUUUUAUUGAAAAUAAUAAACUUCUUAUAGUUAUAUUUUAUCAUAAAAUUCAUUAGAAAGCCACUGAUUAAAUGGUACAAAAAAACUAAUAAAAUUAAUUUAAAUAAGCAUAUACCACACUCAAUUAUGAUGUCAGGAAAUGGAUUAGAACUAUAUAUCUUUCCCAGGAACUUCCAAAGCGCAUUUGAAAUAGGUAAAGCUAGCUUUUUGGAUCUAUCAGGUGUAGGUUGUACUUAUGAAAGAACUGUAUUUGACAAUUUAACAGGCCCUGAGUUCGAAGAUUAUUUGAAAGCUCUGUCCUGCGAUAACGAAACUUGGAGGAAGAUGAGUUCUUAUAUCCAGAAUUUAUUAAGUUCACUUUAUUUUUAA
This is a messenger RNA of Blepharisma stoltei, 1286 nucleotides long. Lineage: Eukaryota; Ciliophora; Heterotrichea; Heterotrichida; Blepharismidae. The record is from the annotation of a GenBank genome assembly.